CUAACUUCUCACCUCCUUCUUCUUCUUUUUCUUCUCUCCGGCGGACUCUCCAAAAACUCACUCUCAUUCCAUUCCCGAUCUGAAAAAAAUGCAGAGCACCGCGUUCACUUUCUCUCCCUCAAUCUUCAUCCCCAAAUCUAGGAAUCUUUCCACUCCUUUCAACAGAUUCGAUCCUAUUUCUGUACCAUCUCCUUCCAGAUCGCUACGUUUCACCUCAAAACACUCCUCCUCUACUCGAUUUCCGUCGAUUCGUUCUUUUUCAUCAUUAAACGGAUGGAUAUCGACUCCAUCUCCGAUUCCAGAGCCAGAAUCGGACAGCAUUGUCGUUCAAGCAGCAGAAAGCGCCGGAGAGACUGAGAGUUCAAACAGCUUAGCCAGCACCUUACAGCUUGGUUCUCUUUUCGGUCUGUGGUACCUUUUCAACAUAUAUUUUAACAUCUAUAACAAACAGGUGCUCAAAGUGUUUCCAUUUCCAAUAACAGUCACUACUGUCCAGUUUGCUGUUGGGAGUUUGCUUGUAGUCACAAUGUGGACCUUGAAUCUCUAUAAGAGGCCAAAGUUUAAUGGGGCACAGCUUGCUGCAAUUUUGCCACUGGCUUUGGUUCACACUUUGGGUAAUGUUUUUACAAACAUGAGUCUUGGAAAAGUUGCCGUUUCUUUCACUCAUACCAUUAAAGCCAUGGAGCCAUUUUUCUCAGUUGUCCUUUCUGCCAUGUUCUUGGGGGAGACUCCUAGUCUUGGGGUAGUUUCUUCACUUCUUCCUAUUGUGGGUGGAGUUGCAUUGGCAUCUAUGACAGAGGCCUCUUUUAAUUGGGCAGGUUUCUGGAGUGCUAUGGCGUCAAACUUGACCAACCAAUCCCGCAAUGUCCUUAGCAAAAAGUUCAUGGUCAAGAAAGAGGAAUCCUUGGACAACAUUAAUCUUUUCUCUUUCAUCACAAUCAUGUCUUUCAUCUUGUUGGCUCCAGUUACCAUUUUUAUGGAAGGGAUCAAAGUUACACCGGUGUACCUACAAUCCGCUGGAUUGAAUGUCAAACAGGUUUACAUUAGGUCUAUUAUCGCUGCACUUUGCUUCCAUGCCUAUCAGCAGGUAUCCUACAUGAUUUUGCAGAGGGUAUCCCCUAUAACACACUCGGUGGGUAAUUGUGUAAAGCGGGUUGUAGUGAUUGUUUCAUCAGUGUUCUUCUUCAGGACACCAGUCUCACCCAUAAACUCUUUGGGGACUGGAAUUGCGUUGGCUGGAGUGUUCCUUUACUCGAGAGUGAAGAAGGCCAAGCCCAAGAAAGCAUGAAUGGGAAGAUCAGAUUAGUUUUUUGGUAGCGGACUUCAUUGCAGGUUGAUUUUGAUCGAGGAAAGUGUUUUAAGGACUUUUGUUUGUUGUUGUAAUUGUUCAAAUUUGUUUUACUGUUUUGACCUAAUUGGCUCAUUCUUUGGAUUGGAUCAGUUCCCCAUCCAUAUUGUUUGCAGCUUACAAGAGUGAUGAAACAAACAAUCAAAGUGAGUUAGUUCCUUUCUUUUAAGCUUUA
Molecule: messenger RNA, 1523 nt
Organism: Impatiens glandulifera
Lineage: Eukaryota; Viridiplantae; Streptophyta; Magnoliopsida; Ericales; Balsaminaceae
Product: phosphoenolpyruvate/phosphate translocator 1, chloroplastic-like
Exons: 9
Coding region: 89-1288 (399 amino acids)
Biological process (GO): transmembrane transport
Cellular component (GO): membrane; Golgi apparatus
Molecular function (GO): antiporter activity
Source: RefSeq, a predicted model, not a curated record